AUGGCAGCAACCAACGGGGCUCACUCUCUUCCUAAAUCCCUCGACCGCAUCACAGUCCUCGAGCAGGAUCGCCAACUACUCAGUCUGAUGACCAUCAUCCGUGAUGUCAACACCGAUAGUCGCGAUUUCUGCUCGGCCGUGGAGAGAGUGGCCCCCAAAUUGAUCGGACUCGCCAUCAACCACGUGCCCGUGGAAGCAUAUCCUAUUCAGACCCCUAUCAACAGUACAUAUGAAGGCCUCCGAUUUACGAAGGGCGUGUGCGGCGUCAGCAUCCUGCGCGCCGGGGCAAGCAUGGAGCAGGCUCUGCGGCAGACAUGGAUGGGUCCAUUGAGCUUUGGUAAGCUCUUGAUCCAGCGCGACGAGGAGACCAGCCAGGCGCAUAUCUUCUACUCCAAGCUGCCGCCGACUAUCGCCAACGACAUCGUCUUUGUCCUUGAGCCCAUGCUGGCCACCGGAGGCUCCGUGAUCAAAGCGCUCGAGACUCUCAUUGAGUCCGGUGUGUCCGAGGACGCGAUCGUCCUCGUUAAUAUCAUUGCGUCGAAGAAGGGUCUGGCUGUGAUCUCUGGGAGAUUCCCGGCUCUUCGCAUCGUCACCGCUGUGGUCGAUAAUGACUUGACUGAGAAGAACUAUAUCGACCCCGGGCUUGGCGAUUUCGGCGAUCGGUUUUACGGCACCUAA
Molecule: messenger RNA, 678 nt
Organism: Aspergillus candidus
Lineage: Eukaryota; Fungi; Ascomycota; Eurotiomycetes; Eurotiales; Aspergillaceae
Product: uracil phosphoribosyltransferase
Exons: 5
Coding region: 1-678 (225 amino acids)
Source: RefSeq, a predicted model, not a curated record